AACGAUCCACGUGUACGUUGUCAAAGCGAUUCCAUAGGAGCUCUUCUUUAAUAUACAAAAUUGUUUUGUUCGUUAGCGAACAGUUGUGAUUUUUCAGUUGAAUAUGAUGAUGAACGAUUUACCGAACACAUUUGUGGAAACGUUCCACAGUGUGGAGGCCGUUAGAAAAAUGAAAUAUCAACCGCUCGGCAAGACAGGGAUGAUUGUGUCUAAAUUGAGCUUUGGAGCAUCAUCACUUGGAAGUGUCUUUAGGGAAACUAAUGAUGAAGAGUCCAUUAAAGUAGUGCAUCAUGCAAUAAAAAGUGGUAUCAACUACAUUGAUGUUGCUCCAUGGUAUGGCCAUGGUAAAGCAGAGACUGUUUUAGGCAAGGCCUUGAAAGAAAUACCUCGAGAAGCAUAUUACAUCGCCACCAAGGUGUGUCGCUAUGAGCCUGACAUGCAAAAGAUGUUUGAUUUUUCUGCUGAAAGAACAUUACAAAGUGUUGAAGAAAGCUUGAAGCGACUGGGUCUGGAUUACAUAGAUGUUAUUCAGGUUCAUGAUAUGGAGUUUGCUCCUUCAUUGGACAUGAUUAUCAGUGAGACAUUACCUGCCCUUCAGAAGCUCAAAGACAGUGGGAAAGUGAAGUUUAUUGGGAUAACAGGAUAUCCAUUAGAAAACUUUCGGACUGUUCUGGAAAGGAGUAAAAUAAACAUUGACACAGUGUUGACAUAUUGCCGUUGUUCUCUGAAUGACGUUGGAUUGCUAGAUUAUAUGAACUUUUUUAAAGAGAGUGGAGUUGGAGUUGUAAAUGCUUCUCCUGUAUCAAUGGGAUUAUUGUCAAACCGUGGGCCUCCCUCGUGGCACCCAGCUGGGGAAAUUGUACGGAAAAAAUGCAGCGAGGCUGUUGAUUACUGUCAGGAACAAGGGGUCGAUAUUUCCAAGCUUGCACUUCAUUUCACUUUGGGUUUUGAAGAAAUUCCAACUACUUUGGUCAGCACUGCUAGCAUUCAAAAUCUGCAGAAGAAUAUUGAUGCAGUUAGUCAAAAGUUAUCAGAUGCUGAGAGAAGAUGUCUACUGUAUAUAAGGGACAAUAUUUUUGAGCCAUGUGGUAAUCUUUCCUGGGAAGGUGUAGAAGUCUCAAGAUAUUGGCAGAAAAUGAAACAGCUUCAUAAUUGACACUGUACUUGUGACUCAGUUGUGGUGACAUAUAUGGCAGCUUUCUACAUGUUGUGUGUAAAGAAUAGCUAUACCUUUAAACUUCACCUUUUGUGUUUUAUAAUGAAAAAGAUUAUCAACUUGAUUCAUUUUGCAUGAGAGUUCAUCAUAAUGACAGCUGCCAAAUGUAGAAACUUUUAUUUGAGGAUGUUUGUGGACUUGUUGAAGUUAUUUAAAUUCAUUUCAAAUUUGAACAAAGACAGGCAGGCUCAUUCUCAUUGUAUUUUGAGAUUUUCUAUUGAAGAGUCUCCAGGAAAUGUAAAUUUUCCUCUGUAAAUGAUGUUAUAUUUAAUUCAAGAAACUUUGAAAACUUUGGCAAUGUUUAUUAUUAUAACAUAGCUAGUAAAUUUGUCUAAUCAAAUUCAAUUUCACGAGCAUGCUUCAUAUUCCUAUUGUGCAUGCUCAUGACGUCAACAAACAUAUCCCUCGAGAAGAAAAUUUUCCAUUGGGUUGAAAAUGUUAUAAAACAAUUGGUUCAUAUGUCAGCUAUGCAUUCAUCGAGAUAUGAAGCACUUGGGAAGUUUAGAGAGCACUCACAAAGCUAGAGUUGCUCUCGGCUACGCCUCGAGCAACUCUUACGCAUCUUUCGUGCUCUUCAAACUUUCUGUGUGCUUCAUAUCUCGAUGAACACACGCUGACGUAUGAACCAAUUAUUAAGUAUAGGAAUGUGUGCAGGAUGAAGAAAUGGAAAAAAUUCAGGCUUCCUCUCUGGGAUUUCUUUAAGUGUGGCUCACCUGUGAGAUUCAUUUCUCUACUUGUGUAUCAUCCACAGGUAAUAAGAUAAUAUAUUUUAUUUGGUUGUGAUCAGACUCCCCCAUGAGAACAAAGAAGUUCCAAAAUUUGCCCCACCCCCAACACAUGUUGAUUGGCAGAUCAGUUAGUAGAGGUGCUCAACUAGUAUCUUGGGGGCAUGGUUUUGAAUCCUGUCAAAGCCUAAAUUUUUCCUAUGGCUUCUUAUCAGCAAUUUCUUUCAUUGCAACUUAAUUGCAAGAAUCAUUUCUGUACAUUUUUAAGGUUUUUAGUUCAAAAUGUGAUGCAUUUCAUGUAGUUGUGAUCAGAUUCCUUUACUGGUCUAGUAGCAAAAACCACUAAAGUGUGGCUCCCUCCUAAGAUGUGUAACCUCAGCUGAGUUGGUAGUAUAACAGCAGCACAUAAUAUGAAUCUAGCCUGAAUUAAUUUAAUUGAGUGAUCAUCAAAUCUUGUACUUACUCAUAUGAAACAUUUAUAACAUAAUGUAUCAUUCAUGUGUGCAAAAUUGAAUACUAUUUACUUGAAAAUGUCAUGUUGGAAGGUGGAAUCAUCUGUUAUAAUUUAAAUUCCAAGUUGAAGUUUUUAAUGUUAAAGUGAACCCAUAUCAUCGGGAAGAAUAGGAAAAUAUUUAUUGAUAAAAGUUACUUUAAUACCCAAACUUGUGUUUACAAAAUAGCUGUGCUUCAUUGCAUUUAGUAAUAAAUAAUAAUUAUUACAGAAACUC
Molecule: messenger RNA, 2669 nt
Organism: Pocillopora verrucosa
Lineage: Eukaryota; Metazoa; Cnidaria; Anthozoa; Scleractinia; Pocilloporidae
Cellular component (GO): cytosol
Molecular function (GO): L-galactose dehydrogenase activity
Source: RefSeq, a predicted model, not a curated record